AUGUCCAACAACCACUCCACCCCGGGAGACACAACCCCACACCAAACAAUCCACAUGGACACCGACACAGCCUCGGACUCGGAGCCUCAUCUCCCAACGGGAGGCGCACACCUGCACACGUAUAUCUCCGUAGACACGGACUCUGAAGACGGGGGCAUGCAACUCGAGCCUGUGGAUGGCGACAUGAUUCAUUUUGCGGAAGAUGAUAGCGAUAUUGAAUUCGAUGAGCGGAUUAUGGGUGUUGCCAUGGAGGAGGAUAGAGAUGAAAACGACUACACAACACGCGCUAUAAACCCCCACUCCGCCGCGCCAAACGCACACAACACCCCCUCGCAACCGGGCAAUAGAGAUGAUCCCAGUCUGAGCUUUUACCCACCACGCGAACGCCACCGGACUCGACCGCACCGUCUCCGUACAAAGGGCCAUCUGACCGAAGAGCAACACGCUGCGCUAGCAGUCCUGUCGAAUUGGGAACUCCUCGUUACGCAUGCUCUGAAUUCACAUCGGACAAUCCCCCAAACCCGCCGCCGCUUCCAAGCAAAACUCCUCUCGCCCAACAACCCCACCCUCGAAAACGACCUCUACGCCUCGCGCUUCGUCGUGCCAGCCUCUAAAUCCGAACUCCUCCCACCAGCAAGCGCUACGCGAGGGCACGAAACUGCCUCCGGCGCAGAUAAUACCACCGCGUAUCUUGUUCCCGGGUCGUAUCGGGAGGUUGUGGAUGGGGAUGAGAGGUCUUGGUGGCCGAUGGGGAGGCCGAGGGUGAAGAGGAAGAGUGAUCGGGGAUUGGGUGGGCGAGGGAGGGAGGGGAGUGGGAGUGGGGGGAGUGGGGAGAGUUCGAGGGUGGGGAGUCGUGGGGGGAGUAGGGCUGUGUCUACUUCUAGGUAG
This is a messenger RNA of Penicillium cataractarum, 888 nucleotides long. RefSeq lists its product as uncharacterized. The record is from RefSeq and is a predicted model, not a curated record. The transcript has 3 exons. NCBI's taxonomy places the organism in Eukaryota, Fungi, Ascomycota, Eurotiomycetes, Eurotiales, Aspergillaceae. The coding region runs from base 1 to 888 and encodes 295 amino acids.